AUACUUACUAUUAAGUCAGCUAUAAAUAAAAAUGAUAGGAGGGCUUAUUUGUUAUUUUUCAUAGAAGUUUGUUUGUAGCAUAAUGGCAUUCUUGGUGAGAAGAUUGCGUCGAACCUUUACUCAUCUAAUUCCGCGUCUAUUUUUUGGUUUAGUUUUUAUAUAUGUGUAUUGCGAAUAUUUAAUUUAUUAUGUUACUCAAAUCCAGUGUGGCUGGAUAAUGUUGAGUAAGGAACCUAAUGAUGGUGUUGAGCCAGUCUAUGCUAUGGUUAUAGCUGACACACAUCUUCUGGGCUCUCGGAAUGGACACUGGUUUGACAAAUGGCGGAGAGAGUGGCAGAUGCACCGAGCAUUUCAGACAGCUAUGACACUCCAUAGCCCAAACGUGGUAUUCGUUUUAGGUGAUCUGUUUGAUGAGGGCAAAUGGUGUCCAGAAAAGGAGUUCAAUGACUAUGUUGAUAGAUUUUACAAAUUAUUCAAAGUUCCUGAUGGCACUGCCAUGUAUGCUGUUGUGGGAAACCAUGAUAUAGGAUUUCACUACAGAAUAACGCCCCACCUCGCCAAAAGGUUCGAGAGCAAGCUAAAGUCGCCACCAGUACAAUUAAUUAGCAUCAGAGGGAAUCACUUUGUCCUUAUCAAUUCAAUGGCAAUGGAAGGAGACGGAUGUAAUCUGUGCGCGCGUACAGUUGCCGAAAUAGCCAAUAUAUCAAAUAUAUUGAAGUGCAGCAGUGGAUCUAGUUUAUGUAAAGGUAAAAAGAGACUAGAAAGUUAUAGCAGACCAAUUAUAAUGCAGCACUACCCUUUGUACAGAGAAUCAGAUAGUGUAUGUACGGAACCUGACGCGGCCCCAUUACCUGAAAGAAACGGAUUGUUUGAGGAGCGUUGGGACUGCCUCUCUAAAGAAUCAACGGAGUAUCUAGUCGAGAAUCUACAUCCUCGAGCCGCCUUCGGAGCACACACGCACCAUAGUUGUGUCGUAAGGCACAGCUUCGUGCCCACCCCCGAUCAUAAAAUCGAAUUUAUUGAGUACACUGUACCGUCCUUUUCUUGGAGAAAUCGAUUGGACCCCAAAUAUUAUUUGUUGACGAUAUCACCAGAAGAGGUGAAGGUCUCCAAAUGCGGCAUGCCACGCGAAUGGACGCUGCAGAUCACCGCUAUAUUGAUGACACUCGCGCUCAUAGUCUACCUCAGAUACUACAUAAGUGUCGAUUCAAUUAGUUAUAACUAUAAACAAUUGUCUGGAAAGAAAGUGUGAGACUGCUCAAAAGGUAUUUAUUUACUGAAUGAUAUUAUACUUAUGCCGUACUUAUUAUCUGAUAUUAUUUAUUAAAGAAGAAUUUUAUCUAUAA
Spodoptera exigua (beet armyworm) is the source of this 1346-nucleotide messenger RNA. The record is from the annotation of a GenBank genome assembly. Lineage: Eukaryota; Metazoa; Arthropoda; Insecta; Lepidoptera; Noctuidae.